CAUGAAAUUAAAAUUGGAUCGUCCAUCUAUCUACGUAUUUUUCAAAAUUCUUCAAAAUUGAGUCAUUUUCAUUUUACUAAUAAAUUGUAAGUAACCAUACUCAACGUUUUAUACAUUAAAUUGUAUUUAUUAAUUAAAAUGAAAGAAAAUAUGCCGAGAGAAGGCACAAAAAAUGGGACGGGACACAUUUUGCAAGAUUUACUUUCGUCCACCGUGCUAAUCGCUAGGUCAAAUAUUAUUCUUUCAAAGAAAGACCACCAGGAUUACGGGUUAAUUAGUGAAAAUACCGGAAUACUUGGGUCGUGUUGUAUCUGCUCUGAAUCGAGAAAUUUGCGUCCAAUUGCUACCCAGGAAAUGGACAUUCUUACCAAAUUCGUGCUAAAUGGGGGGCAAAUGUCCCUCAUUUUACAAACUGAGGAUUAUAGUGCAAUAUUUUGUUGUAAAAUUUGCUCCUCUGUCCUCCACUCGUUGGCCAAGUUGACCACGCAAAUUGAAAACAUUACGAUUUCCCUGCGUGCCGUUAUUUCCAGCAGGAGCCGAAUCUUUAGGAAAGUUAAAAGAGAAACUGAAAUUGAAUUGCCGGACGCUGGUUGUCAUGCUGACGUAGUGACAAAUCAUGGCGACGACCAAUUAACUGGAUUCGUUGAGGAGGAAGAAUUUGCCAUAAAGCUGGAGUCAAUCGAUAAGGAUGGCGAUGAUGAAAUCAGAGAAGAUCCGCUCUACAUUCCAGGUUUGUCAGAGGUGGCAAGAGGUCGAAAAUCGAAACGGGAACAUGUUUGUACAAUGUGUGGCAAAACCUUUGGAAGAUUUAGAACUCUUUUUAUGCACAUGGGCAACAGAAAUAUACAUCCAAAUACCCAUAUUACGGCACCCUCAUACCGUAAAGGAUUAGGAAACAAUCUCUUCUCCAACAAGCUGGACGCUUUCCAUGUCUGAAAUGUGAGAAACGAUUCAAUUCGGAAUUCAAUUUACGCCGGCAUACGCGCUAUGUUCACGAAAAGGCUGGAAAUGGUUAUCUCCGGAAGUGUGCCUGGUGCCCGGCCACCUUCAUGAA
This is a messenger RNA of Folsomia candida, 1054 nucleotides long. RefSeq lists its product as uncharacterized. The record is from RefSeq and is a predicted model, not a curated record. NCBI's taxonomy places the organism in Eukaryota, Metazoa, Arthropoda, Collembola, Entomobryomorpha, Isotomidae. The coding region runs from base 139 to 936 and encodes 265 amino acids. The transcript has 5 exons.